Molecule: messenger RNA, 9858 nt
Organism: Mobula hypostoma (lesser devil ray)
Lineage: Eukaryota; Metazoa; Chordata; Chondrichthyes; Myliobatiformes; Myliobatidae
Gene: evi5a
Product: ecotropic viral integration site 5a
Exons: 21
Coding region: 5805-8411 (868 amino acids)
Source: RefSeq, a predicted model, not a curated record
UUGAAACAUCCAGCUGAAUGUAAAAGGUGAGCGCCGGCUGCCUGUGUUUCGAUCGCUGGUGUGAUCACUCUGCUGUCGCAGUGGAAAAAAUGCCUUUUGAUCCGUGUUGGGAUUGCUCUACUACGGAGAGGGAAAGGCCUGCCACUGUGCCCAGAGAAUGUUACCCAUGUUUUCUGCAUUUUGAAUAUGGACUUGGACUAUAUAUACUUUUCUCAGACUUAUUGUGUUUUAUAUUCUGUGUCUUUCUCCUCAUCUUUCUCACUUUUUUUGUGUGCAGGGGACGGUAUUUGGGGAUUGAUGUGCCUGUUCUGUUUUUGUGUGGGGAGGAGGGAUUUGGGGGUUUAUGAUAAUGCUGCUGUUCUUUUCCCUCUUGGUUUCAUGCCUAUCUGGAGAAGAAGAACUUCAGAGUUGUAUACUUUGAUAAUAAAUGAACCUUUGAACCUUUACAUAUCACUAUUAUUAAAGGAAUAGAAUACUCCGCUGUGUAUGGCGGGAAAGGCACCACAAAGCCAACCCGAGCGCAUCAACUUGGUUCAGAACCCAUUGUGAGAACUUACUGGGGAAAGACAUUGAAGUGCCUACACUCAGCCCAAUGAUAAGGCAGUGUGUGUGUGCGUGUGCAUGAGUGCAUGUGUAAGAAGUGCUUAUACCGAGUGCUCACCGCCACUGUGUUCACCUUUUUAAAAAUUAAUUUUUAAUAUGAUAAAAUGACACAUGCAGCUGUGGGAAACUCUCUAUUUCAGAAGAUAUUAGAAGAAAUAAACAAAAUAGUCAAAGUUUUGCAUUAAAGGUCAUAUUAAACAAAGCAGGGGUAAAGAUGUAGAGAGGUUUUUGAAGAUACACUCAGUAGCAACGUUAUCAAGUACAGGAAUGGAACCCAGUGUGUCUUCUGCUGCUGUAGCCCAUCCACUUCAAGGGUCAAUGUGUUGUGCAUUCACAGAUGCUCUUCUGCACACCACUGUUGUUAUCUGAGUUACUGUCACCUUCUUGUCAGCUUGAACCAGUCUGGCCAUUCUCCUCUGACCCCCCUCAUUAACAAGGUGUUUUUACCCAUGGAUCUGCUGCUCACUGGAUGUUUUUCAUUCGGCACCACUCCCCAUAAACUCCAGAGACUGUUGUGGAUGAAACUUACAGCAGUUUCUGAGUUACUCAAACCACCCCAUCUGGCACCAGCAGUCAAAGUUACUUAGAUCACAUUUCUUCACCUUUGAACAACAGCUGAACCCCUUGGCCAUGUCUGCAUGCUGUUAAGAAUUGAGUUACAGCCAUAUGAUUGGCUGAUUAGAUAUUUGCAUUAACUAGCAGGCGUACCUAAUAAAGUGGCCAAAUGGUGUAUCUAGUUUGUGCCCUCAGUGCACAGAAGAAAGAUUUCUGAAGUUAUACCACUGUGAAUAGGGAUUGAACAGGAGUUGAAACAGAAUCUUGAUUACUCAUAUAAAUGAGAUUUAGUUCCAAACCCCUAUGGACAGUGCAGUACAGUGCUUGCUGCUGGAUUCUUACAAUAUUACCACAUCCAAAGUUAAAAGUAAAAUUUAUUAUCAAAGUAUGUAGAUGUCACUAUAUAACGUUGAAAGUAAAUGUUAUCAUCGAAGUACGAAUAUCACCAUAUACAACCCUGAGAUUCAUUUUCUUGUCGGCAUGCACAGUAGAACUAGGAAAUCAUUGAAAAAUUACACACAAAGAUUGACAACCAAUGUGCAAAAGAAGACAAUUUGUGCAAAUAUAAUAAACAAACAAACAAACACAUUAAUCAUACUGAAAACCUGACCUGUUGAGUCCUUGAAAAUGAGUCCAUAGCUUGUGGAAUCUUUUCAGAGUUGAGGUGAGCACCAUUUCAUAUUCAAAGGUUCAAGUGUUCUUUUUAUUAUUAAAGUAUGUACGCAGAAUAUAACUCUUGAGAUUCAUUUUCUCCAGGUAGCCAUAAAAUACAGAAAAGCAAUGGUAGUCCCCACCCGCACGAUAAAGAAAAAGAAACAAAACUCGCAAACCCAAACCCCCCAACCUCUCCCUCACACAAAAACUAAGAGAUCGCCCACCUGGACACGGCAGCUGAAACAUCAAACCCCCUCACCCUGAAGCUCCUCAGCACACAAAAAAACAGCGAAAAUAACAUCAAGCACCCAACCCCUCUCUCACCCAAAAAAGUAACAUAUCACUACCCACCGAUCAGUAACAAGAAAGAAAAUGCAGAAAAAUUGAAGGAGACUAAGAUAACAACAUAAUAUAUAAAUCUUCUAGUACAAUAUGUUGUGGAAGUCUUUACACUGGUCUAUUAAAGAUUUUCGGGGGGGGCACCUCACUGUAUGUAAAAUGAAGGGGAGGAAUAGGAAGAGCAGUCUUUUUUAUAGGAUUCAUGAAUUGAAAACUAGAGGACGUGCUUUUAAGGUUUUACAGUAGGUGAAAGUCAUAAUAAGAACUUUAUUACACAGAGGGUGGUAGAUGUGUUGAACCAGCUCCCAGAGGAAGUGGUUGAGUCGGGAAUGUUGGAUACCUUUAAGAGGUCAAUGGGCAGGUAUAUAGACGACAAGAGUUUCAGGGAUAUGGGCCAAGUGCUCGGAAAUGAGAUUAGAUUGAAUAUAUACAAUUGAAUCCUGGUGAUUUUGUGAUCCAAAGGUUUUUCAGAAGAGUGAGGCAUAGGACUUGUUGGUUACAGACAUUUAUGAAGUGCUAUAAAAAAGCAGCACUGUCCAUCAAAGGUAAUGCUCUCCCCUCCCUUGAGCACAUUGACAAGAAGUGCUGCACAAGAAAGCAGCAUCCAUCGUUAAGGAUCCCCACCAUGUUCUAUCUCACUACUACCACCAGGUAGGAUCAGGAGCCUUAGGUCCCACACCGCCAGGUUCAGGAACAGUUCUUACUCUACAACCGUCACACUCCUGAAUCAGCAUGAAUAACUUCACUCACCUCAACUCUGAACCGAUUGCAUAACCUACACACUCAAUUUCUAGAAAUCUCCAAUUAAUAUUCUCAGUAUUUUUAAAAUUUAUGCUAUGUGUCUUCAUUUGUACAUUGGCUAUUUUUCAGUCUUUAUGCAUAGUUUUUCAUAAAUUCUAUUUUUUAAAAUUUUCCUGUAAAUGCCUCUAAGAAAAUGAAUCUUAAGGCAGUAUAUGGUGACAUGUAUGUACUUUGAAAAUAAAUUUACUUUGAUUUCGAACUCCUGCAGUGAUGUCCUGGGCUUGGAUGACUGACCUCCAAAAAAAACACAAUCAGCUUUCUUUAAUUUCCUUGUAUUUCUUCCCGUGUGCUGCAUCUUAUCAAAGUUAGUACGGUGAGGGGCGGCAACUACUGCAAAUGUGAAGGAGUACAGGAUGGGGCAGUGCUCAAGCCGAUACAUACACUGAGUAAGAGUUCCAGUCUCCCAACACUGUCUGUGAGGGGGUUGUACAUUCUCCCUGUGGCCGCGUUCAUUUCCUCCGGGCGCUCCGGUUUCCUCCCACAGUCCAGAAGGGAAGGUAGGUUAAUUGGUCAUUGUAAAAUUGUCCUGUGAUCAGGCGAGGGUUAAAUCUGGGUUUGCAUGGUUCGAAGGGCCAGAAGAGCCUACUUUGCCCUGUAUCUCAACAAAUAAAUGAAUAAAUACAAAAUGCUUAGACAAAAGCCAUUCAGAAUCCUUCCUGUAACAAGGUGAAACUGAACACAAUACUCCGUGGGCCCUCACCAAUGUCUUGUACAAUUGCAUCAUAACCUGUCAACUUCCCUAAUGCCUGGCAUGACAAAGAAAGCCUUCUUCAUAGAUAGAUGGGGGGGGGUCAUCACUUCCCCAGCUAUAGCUUGACCCAUUAUACAGCCUAAUGGCUCAAGGUAAGAAUAACCUCAUAUAGCACUUUUUGGAGCAGCACAGUUGUCUUAGUCUAUUACUAAAAGUGAUCCUCUGUUCAGCCAAGGUGGCAUGCAGAGGGUGAGAAGCAUUGUCCAGAAUUGCCAGGAUAUUCUGUAGGGACCUUUGUUCUACCACAGCCUCCAGUGUGUCCAGAUUGACUUCUAUAACAUAGCCAGACUUUCUAAUCAGUUUAUUGAGCCUGCUGGCAUCACCCAUGUCAAUGCUAUUGCCCCAGUACACCACUGCAUAGAAGAUUGUACUAGUGACAACAGACUGGUAGGACAUGUGGAAGAGAGGCCUGCAUACUCCAAAUGACUUCAGGCAACUCUAGCCCUUCUUGUCCACAGCCUCUGUGUUGGUGCUCCACUCAAGUCUGUCAUCUGGAUGCACUCACAAGGUACUUGUGGUACAUCCACAUCCACAUUCUCACCAUCAAACGUAACAGGGAGCAGUACAGGCUUAGUCUCCGUAAAGUCCAUCAUCAUCUCCUUUGUCUUACUGAUGUUCAGUUAGCACCAUUUGACAAAGCCCUCAACCAGGGCCCUGUAUUCAUCCUUCCGUUCUCCCCAACUAUUGCUGAGUCGUCAGGGAAUUUCUGCAGAUGACAUGACUCGUGUUAAGUCUGAGGUGUACAGGGUAAACAGGAAGGGGAACUGGUUGAAAUGUGCAAAAUUCUUGUGGGAUGUCACAGAGUAAAUGCAGCAAUGGUGUUUCCUUGAGCUGGGCCGUUUGAAAUGAAGGCUCACGGCCUCAAAAUAUGGCGUUGAUCAUUCAACGUACAACAUAAAAAGUUUUUCCACCAAGUGGACCGUGAGUCUUUGAGCUGUAGGAUUUCAGUGCCUGAGAUCAAAAGACAUUUUGAAACUAGGGAAAUGUAAGGGGUUAGUUCGGGAAAAUGGCACCGAGGUAAAAAAAAAUCAUUCAUGGUCUUUUUGAACGGCAGAGUUGGAAUAAGAUGCCAAAUACUGUAGCAAGUUUCUAUGUCACAUUUGAUCUAUUGUCUGCAGCAGUUCACGUUUGCAGCGUGUUCCGAUCCUCCUUCCUGCAUUGCCCCAAAUCAAGAAAGAGUUGAUUCAGCCUUUUGUUGCAAUGUCUGGGAUCAGGACAGUAUUUUGUCUGGCUCCUUAUUGCCUUGCCCACGAUACGUUCGGCCCCUUACUGCGUUGCCUAGACUCAGAUCCUCGGUGUAUUCUUGUCUUGCUGCACUGCCCGGGCAGAAGACUGCAAUAUAUUCUGCAUCUGACGUCUGUUUUGCCCCUUAACUGUGCUGCGCCUUUUCCGGAUUGCAGUAUGUCCUGCACCUGAUGCACUGCCUUAAAACUGGCAACUGUUUUCUCCUUACACUGCACCGACUCAGGAUUGCACUACGUUCCGCACUCGCUCACUAACUCGGGACGUCACCGCACCUGCUCCAGACUGCGGUGUUUACUGCCACUUGCUGCGCUAGCUACGGAGCGGCAGCUGUCCUCCACUCUGCACCGCCUCGCUCGGGACUGCUCACUUCCUCGCCCGUACCCUGCUCCACCAGCCCGGCAUCGCCGCCGUCCACGCAGGCAGCACCUCCACGAGUGCGAGACCCCAGCACACGGGAGGGGAGGGGCGUGUCCCGUGACGUCACCUGACCAAGCCCCGCCCACCCGACCCGGCUGGCCGCCGAGUUUGGCAACGGGCGGGGGGGUUAUCCCGGGCGGCUGAGCAAGCGGAGGUACGCGGGGAGCGCAGUCCGGCCUCAGGGCGCACUUGAACCGUGGGCCGUUCACCUCGCCGGCGCCCAUGGGAAGUUAAUCUUUGAAAGGACGGCGAGAGAGGUGGCGGGUGCAAUCCUUCCAAGGCAUCCUGCUGGUGAGACCUACUCAAACAGUAUUCUUUCCACUGAAUAAUUUAAAACCUCACUUAAUGCCACCUGAAAUUUGGGAAAUUGAUGUUUCACAGCCGAUCCUCCUCUUGGAAUUAAACUACCAGAGGGACUAGAAAGCUGUUUCAGAGUAUCAUGGGAGAACAGGACCAGGGCCAGAUUGUGGCGACAGACAAGGUUGCAGAGAAGUUAAGUUCUACUCUCUCAUGGGUGAAGAACACAGUGUCUCACACUGUCAGUCAAAUGGCUAGUCAGGUGGCAAGCCCGUCCACUUCAUCGCUUCACACUACAUCUUCAUCAACAACGCUCUCUACACCUGCACUUUCACCAGGAUCACCAGCUACACUUAGUCCUGAUGACUUGGAGCUUCUCGCAAAAUUAGAGGAACAAAACAGGCUACUGGAGACUGACAGCAAGUCUCUGAAAUCUGUAAAUGGAUCUCGACGCAAUAGUGGAUCUUCCCUGGUAUCCAGUUCUUCUGCCUCCAGUAACCUGAGCCACCUGGAAGAAGAUUCCUGGAUACUGUGGGGGAGAAUUGUUAAUGAGUGGGACGAUGUACGUAAAAAGAAAGAGAAGCAGAUGAAGGAACUUGUUCGAAAAGGGAUUCCUCAUCAUUUCCGAGCUAUUGUGUGGCAAUUACUAUGCAAUGCACAAAAUAUGCCCAUCAAAGAUCAAUAUUCAGAGCUUUUGAAAAUGACCUCACCAUGUGAAAAACUUAUAAGGCGAGACAUUGCAAGAACGUACCCAGAACAUGAUUUUUUUAAAGAAAAAGACAGUCUAGGACAAGAAGUUUUAUUCAAUGUGAUGAAGGCCUAUUCCCUUGUAGAUCGUGAAGUUGGUUAUUGCCAAGGGAGUGCUUUCAUAGUUGGGCUUCUUCUUAUGCAGAUGCCAGAGGAAGAAGCAUUUUGUGUUUUUGUGAAGCUAAUGCAAGACUAUAGACUCCGAGAGCUAUUCAAACCUAGUAUGGCUGAGCUAGGCCUUUGUAUGUACCAGUUUGAGUGGAUGAUCCAGGAACAGCUACCAGAACUUUAUGUGCACUUUCAAUCCCAGAGUUUUCACACGUCCAUGUACUCUUCCUCCUGGUUCCUAACCAUCUUUCUGACUACAUUUCCAUUACCAGUUGCCACAAGAUUAUUUGAUAUUUUCAUGUCAGAGGGUCUAGAAAUAGUUUUUCGUGUUGGCUUGGCUAUACUACAGUCUAAUCAGGCAGAAUUGAUGCAGCUUGACAUGGAGGGAAUGUUACAGCAUUUUCAAAAGAUCAUUCCACAUCAGUUUGACAGUGGCCCUGACAAAUUAAUCCAAGCAGCUUAUCAAAUUAAAUACAAUGCAAAGAAAAUGAAGAAGUUGGAAAAGGAAUACACUACCAUAAAAAAUAAAGAGAUGGAAGAACAAGUAGAAAUUAAGAGGUUACGCACAGAAAAUCGAUUGCUGAAACAACGCAUUGAAACAUUGGAGAAGGAAAGUGCUUCUUUGGCAGAUAGAUUGAUUCAGGGACAAGUGACAAGGGCACAAGAGGCAGAGGAAAACUACCUCAUUAAACGGGAGCUGGCCACCAUUAAACAGCAGAGUGAUGAGGCUAGUGCUAAGCUGGAGAAAGCUCAGAAUGCCUUCAGGGAACUCCAAGAGCAACGGCAUAAAUGUAACCCACGGUACAGUGAGGAUUUUGUUCUGCAGUUGGAGACUGAGCUCGUGCAGGCAAGGUUAAGAGAAGCAGAGUCACAAUGUGCACUUAAAGAGAUGCAGGACAAAAUCCUGGACAUAGAAAAGAGAAACAGCUCCUUGCCUGAUGAGAAUAACGUGGCCAGAUUGCAAGAGGAGCUUAUUGGAGCAAAACUAAGGGAAGCAGAGGCAGUAAUGAGUAUUAAAGAACUUGGGCAGCAGGUUAAAGAUUUGGACGAUCAUUGGCAGCGUCAUCUGGCUAGAACUACUAGCAGGUGGAAAGAUUCACCUCGAAAGAAUGCUGUGAGUGAACUGCAGGAUGAACUGAUGACUGUACGCCUCAGAGGAGCAGAAACACAGGCUGAAUUGAAAGAGGUUAAGCAACGAAUGUUGGAACUUGAAACACAGAACCAAAUCAGCAGUAACCAGCUGUGUCGAGCAGAAAAGGAGUGCAACAGCCUCCGUGAGAAGGUGCAAUAUCUCUCAGCCCAGAAUAAGGGACUACUCACUCAAUUAAAUGAAUCCAAACGGAAAAUGGCUGAAAUGGACUGCAAGAAUAAAGAAGAUGUGAUGGCAGUAAGACUUAGAGAAGCAGACAGCAUUGCAGCCAUGGCUGAACUUCGACAGAAAAUCGCUGAACUGGAAAUGCAGAAAGAAGAGGGUAAAGUUAAAGGCCAGCUUAAUAAUUCAGACUCCACCCAAUAUAUAAGAGCACUGAAGGAUCAGAUAGAAGAGCUGCAACAUGAGGUCAUGUGCCUAAAAGGGCAGAGGGACUUCUCAGACCGACACACUUUUGAUCGGAUCCACAUUGUGAAUCACAUCGCUGACGAUGACUCAUUCCACUCCUCUGAUGAAGAUCUGAUUCCAAAUACUCUGAGGGUUCGUGGUCUUCGGGGUGUCCCUCACCAUUUUCACCACCUCAGCAGAAAUGUACAAAUGGAAGCUAAUGAUAAGGACAGUGAGGACAGUACAGACAGUGACAGUGAGGAUACAGCGCUGCAUCCUUGUCACUACAGCCAGAUUAGUCAGAAUGUCUGCACAAAGGGGCAGGACCAUACGGAAUCUUUCUCCACCACCGUGUGACCAUCACUGUGAAUGUGAGGCUUUCUGGUUCAUUUCAAAGACCAGAUGGGCUCCAGUCAUUCAGACUUGAAUGCAGUUUUCAGUCUUGCCUGCUGAUUAAACUAAAGGGACUGAUAUGAGAAAUUACAUGGGGGUCUACCAUUGAAAUAGUGGAGACAAAGCACCAGAUUUCAUACUGUAUAUUUUGUUUUGGAAGGGGGGGGAGGGGUUGCAAGGAGGAUGUCGUUUUACCUGUUCUUUUGUCUGCCUUAAUCUCUGCCAAAACCUUUCCCAAAUAAUUGUUGCCAGAUGCUAAAACAAGAGAGGGCUUGUAAAAUGGACAGGAAAUGAGAUAUUGACAGUAUUAUAUACAGUAUCUUCAUUUGUCUUCUUAAACUUGAAAUACACACUUCCUAAUUUAUUUAGAGAAAAGGGGGGUUUUAUUUUCCCUUUGCUUGAUACUUCAGUCAAUGGAAUUGUGAGCUCUUGGGAUAAUGGUUGAUUAUGGAAAAGAUGCAUCAUCUUGUGCAAUAUUAAUUGUAUUUUAUGCUAAAGAGAACACAUUUUGUUUUUUUAUAAAUGUACCAUGACAGUCGUACAAAUAGAUCUUGUGCCUUUAAGGCAAGGCAAGUUUGGCCAGGAGUCUGUUGGUCAGCGAUCCUAUUUGAGCAUUGGAGUACAAAAACAAGCGAUUGGAACAUGUUAAGGACACAGAUUCACUGUAUGGUAUAUCAUGAUCUUGCUUAGGGUCCCAGCACAACAAUCCAUUUCUUCAAAAAAUUACUUUUUUAAGUAAAAAAAAAUCAAAUGCUGAGAUUGCUGUUUAUACAUUCACCCAUUUUCACCCAUUUUAGUUUAUGCUGAGUUUUCAUUUGAAGUGUCUGAUACAAAGUGAUGUACCAGUGAUAUGUGUUCCAGCAAUAUCUAAUUUUACAUGCUAAUUUGCUAUGACAGAGAAAUAUAGUUGAACCUUAAUAUAACUAUGUUUUAUUCUUAACUGAGAAUGCAUAGGAUUGCAUUUCUGUCAUUGUGUAAAUCAACCACUUCAGAAUUGGAGAUUUCAACAUAGGCAUGGACUGAUUACCGAGUUUAUACCAUUCGAGGAAAUGCAGAAACACUAUCAGGAAACUCUGUUAUGCAGAAAUAAGAAAACCUCCUCAGAAAAUAUCUUUGUUAAAUAUAUGUUAGCUCUGCUUGGCAGUUGUUAACACUAGCUUUUUCACUUCACUAAUGAGAAUGCUUGUAUAAACACUAUCAGUGCUUCUCUUUUAACUAUAAAUUAUAACAGAAUUACAAUAAACUUUUCACAAUUUUAAUGGGAUCGUACUGUAUCUUCUUUAUGUGAUUUUUCCAUUACUGAUGUAACGGAUUAUUAAAACUGAAAAGGGAAUGCAAAUUAUAGACAUUGUUCCAUGUUUUAAAAUUGUAAAAUUCCUCAUGUCCACAAAUAAACUGUUGGUAUCUUUCA